AACCCCUCCCCUCGGGCCUUGCCUUGGCCUGGAGUGGUUGGAGGGAGACCCCGUGGAGCACACUCACCUCUCGACACAGUCAGCUGUUGCAAGCUACGCCGACAUCGCUGCUAUCUGCUAGCACUCAGUGAGCAGUCAUGAGCUGUCUUGAGGCGAAGGCCAAGCUGGCCGAGCAGGCUGAGCGGUAUGAUGACAUGGCUGCUAUAAUGAAGGAGGUUACAGUGGACAGUGAAGAGGAGAUAAGUGAUGACGCCCGCAAUCUGCUGUCAGUGGCCUACAAGAAUGUGGUGGGUGCCCGACGCUCCUCCUGGCGUGUGGUGGCCAGCAUCCAGCAGAAACCUGACAACGAAAAGAAGACUGCCAUUGUUAAUAAAUACAAGGAAAAGAUUGAGAACGAGCUGAAAGAUAUCUGCAAGGACGUGUUGGAUCUCUUGGACAAUCAUCUCAUUAAAAAGGCCUCUAAAUCAAUAAGUAAAGUCUUUUAUUUGAAAAUGAAAGGCGAUUACUAUCGUUAUUUGGCUGAGGUGGCUACAGAGGAAGAGAGGAAUGACAUCAUUAAAAACUCAAUGGCGGCCUACACUGAGGCCUUUGACAUCAGCAAGCGCGAUAUGAAGCCCACACACCCAAUCCGCCUUGGUCUUGCGCUCAAUUUCUCUGUUUUCUACUAUGAAAUCAACCAGUCACCUAAGGAUGCCUGUGAGCUGGCCAAACAAGCUUUUGAUGAUGCUAUUGGCGAGCUGGACCAACUGAGUGAAGAAUCGUACAAAGACAGUACGCUUAUCAUGCAGCUAUUGAGAGACAACUUGACACUGUGGAACUCCGAUAGCCAGACUGAUGCAGAUGAAGAAGAAGCAAAACAGUGAGCCAGAUGGUGGCAUAGGCGACCCCCUGUCUGCCUACUAUCAUCCUGGCUCAUUUGUAUCAUGAUCAUCAACACUGAGCAGACCUCACUAUCAUGGUCCAACCCGUAUCAUCUUUUUUCUAUUUAGGAGUCUCAACACUCAUCUCUAUUCUGUUUACGUUUUCCUUUUUUGUAGUAACUGUGAGAAAGGGGAACUGGGAGUAAGGUUAUAGUUUAAAUUGUUUGGUGGGUGGGUCCACAUGAAAAGUUCAAAUGUAUGGGUUGUUUGCCUGUCUGCUGACCUUUGUGUGGGGGAGCAAUAGAUCUAUUGUAUUAUUGAGGUGGUGGGAGAGUGGGAAAGUUUUCCAACUCAUGAAGCAUGCAGGUUGAGUUUUUAGACACAAAAAAAGGUUAUACUGUAUGUAUUCUAUUCAUAAUAAUGGUCUUUUUCUUCACAAAGUCACGUGUUGGCUUGCCACAUCUGAGCAGCCAACGGCAAUUAAUGUGUACUUGGUAUCAUGAAUGACCUAAGAGUUGAGGGCAGUGGAGGAAAUGAUGGGGAUCGGUUGAGAGAAGGCAGGGUUUUUUGGAACACAAAGGUGACAUUCCAUUUGUCAGUUGCUUAACUUUAUACUCCUAUUAUUUUGUUCUGUUUUUGGGUGACCUGCUUUUGUAUUUCUGUUUUCACUUGUGAGGUAUAAAAAAUUUUAAAGAACAAAAGAACACACAAGCUUGUUGUUGCUGUUUUGUAGAAGACGGCAGUAAGAAAAAUGUUUAUCUAGUUUAUGACUUUUCAAUUUUCCUUGUUUUUGUUCAAUACUUGCCUAAACUGCAUGUUGAUAAGUAGUUUCUGGAGAUGCAAGAACGUUUUUUUGUUUUUGGAAUUUCCGUACAGAAAUUUUAUUGGGAGAAAUGUCUAACUUCAUGUAAGUGAAAUAAAAAAAAGUAUCAAUUUCUGUU
Molecule: messenger RNA, 1801 nt
Organism: Paralichthys olivaceus (Japanese flounder)
Lineage: Eukaryota; Metazoa; Chordata; Actinopteri; Pleuronectiformes; Paralichthyidae
Product: 14-3-3 protein zeta-like
Biological process (GO): signal transduction; intracellular protein localization
Cellular component (GO): cytoplasm
Source: RefSeq, a predicted model, not a curated record